AUGGCCGAUACAUGCGGUACACUAGGACUGGCAUCAAGAAAUUUGAUUGAGGCUGGAGCUACUAAAGUCUACGCUUUUGCAACACAUGGUAUCUUGAGUGGACCAGCUAUAAAAGUGAUAAACGAAAGUGGAAUGGAAAAAUUGGUUAUAACAAAUACGAUUCCACAAAGUGAAAAUAUUGAAAAAACAGAUAAAAUAGAUGUUAUAGAUGUCAGUCAUGUUUUAGCUGAAACCAUAAGAAGAAGUCAUUUCGGUGAAUCCGUCUCAUACCUAUUCCACGAAGUUCCCUAUACGAAUGGAAUCGCAUAA
Molecule: messenger RNA, 309 nt
Organism: Kwoniella shivajii
Lineage: Eukaryota; Fungi; Basidiomycota; Tremellomycetes; Tremellales; Cryptococcaceae
Exons: 2
Coding region: 1-309 (102 amino acids)
Biological process (GO): 5-phosphoribose 1-diphosphate biosynthetic process; purine nucleotide biosynthetic process
Cellular component (GO): ribose phosphate diphosphokinase complex; cytoplasm
Molecular function (GO): magnesium ion binding; ribose phosphate diphosphokinase activity
Source: RefSeq, a predicted model, not a curated record